Messenger RNA from Stomoxys calcitrans (stable fly), 363 nucleotides. It is a transcript of the gene mRpS21, whose product is annotated as small ribosomal subunit protein bS21m. NCBI's taxonomy places the organism in Eukaryota, Metazoa, Arthropoda, Insecta, Diptera, Muscidae. Gene Ontology annotation, molecular function: structural constituent of ribosome. The record is from RefSeq and is a predicted model, not a curated record. The transcript has 2 exons. The coding region runs from base 57 to 320 and encodes 87 amino acids. Gene Ontology annotation, biological process: translation. Gene Ontology annotation, cellular component: ribosome.
GGUAAUUUGCGACUUGUGUCUUAUUAAAAUCGGUCAGAAAACUUAGUUUUAUAAUUAUGAGACAUGCUCAAUUUAUAGCCCGUACCGUACUGGUUCAAAAUAAUAAUGUAGAGGAAGCUUGUCGGCUAUUGAAUCGUAUUUUGGGCAAAGAGGAGAUUUUCGAUCAGUUCCGCCGCACUCGCUACUACGAAAAACCUUAUCAGGUCCGGCGCCGUGUUAAUUUCGAGAAAUGUAAAGCUAUAUACAAUGAAGACAUGAAUCGUAAAAUCCAGCUGGUCUUGCGUAAAAAUCGCGAAGACCCAUUUCCUGGAUGCAGCUAGCCGCACAUUACAACUGUAGUCAAAUAAAAAGUACAUAAGCCAG